UAUUUCCUGUCUUAUCUUCCACAGACAUGCACCGAGAAAUCAGGACAGGACGGGUUUCAAAAGAAAAUCCACAUUUAACGUCCAUAAACGCGUUAGCAAAACACAGGCUUUCAAAAACACUAUAAGCGUGUGUUAUUGAAAAGAGAUGAAAAGUGAGGAUCAUAGGAGCAGAUGACAGGGUUCCUUCACUUCCUGAUGGCGAACAGCGAUCACAUUUGUUUCAGGUUUUUACGGGAAGAGGAUGCAGAUGUUCUGAGGAUCCGCCGCGGUUCCAUGAGUCCAGAACCGGAGAACAAAGAGAAAUGGCUCAAGAUGUCUUAUGAGGCCGAGAAAACUUGCCUGUUGGCUCCACAGGAAUCACAAACACCAUGUGUCUACCACACAACUAAUGAGAAAUAUGAAAUCCCAGGAAUGGGAGACGACAGUGUUUUAGAGAUGCUCAGCUACUCCAAAUUCUCGGAUCUGGAGACGUGGCUCUGUAUGCCGUCUACUUUGUUACCCAGAAGCAGGGAUUCGGUUUGCUCCUUGCCACCACCAUCCCAUGAGAACGGCACUGCCAACACAGACAGAGAAUCCAGGCCCCCGGAGAACACGUCUAUCAAUCUGAGCCAGUGCCAGGAGAGGAAAACCCAUCUAUUGCCAUCCUCACUGCUCAUGCCAGUCUCAGCCUCCCCUACAUCCUCAACGCCCCUCCGGACCACCUCAACUCCUCUGCCCAAACCCACUAGAGACUCCGGUCCGGGCGGUGUGAGUGUUCGCAAACGCCGGCGUCUGGCUGCUAGCCCUGGAGGACUGCACUGGGAUGCAUCAGGAUCAGUGCUGCGUGACCAUGACCGAGGGGAGACGCCGUCACUGUCGAAAGUGAAGAGCUUCCCUAGGACUGUAGAUUCGGAGAGCCUGGUUCCAGAGCUUUGGAGGGACCGAGUGCCACUUAGGAAGACCAUAUCCAUCGAUGAUCGCCUUCUCCAGCAAACGCCCAGAGAACAUCACAGACUCCUCAGCCGACUGGAAAGAGGCAAGAAGAAACUCAGGAACAUAAACAGUCUUGGAGCCACCGGCAGAUACGAAACCCAUAAAAAAUCCGACAGCAGGAUCUCCCGUCUGGCUCAAAGACUCAACCAGAGGCAGAGCGAUGCGGCAUUGAUUAAGGAUUUCAGACCUCUUUUCCUGCUCUCUGGAUCUGCUGGAAGCUCCCAGAGUCUGGACAGGAACUUCUCCAUCAGUAUGAGCCAGCAGAUGCAGAACCUGCAGCUGACGCAGAGCAAGAAGGGGGCUGGUCCCGCCUCCCCCAGCGCUGCCAAACGCCUCUACCGGAACCUCUCAGAGAAGUUUAAAGGGAGCCACUCAUCCUUCGAGGAUGCCUACUUUUUCGGCCGAUCCGACCGUAUCCGCAAAGUAUCAAACAUCCAGAGCAGUGAGGCUCUGUUCGAGGCUGUUGAACAGCAGGAUCUGGAUGCCGUUCAGAUCCUGCUGUUUCAGUACACAGCUGAUGAACUGGACCUGAACACCCCCAACAGUGAAGGCCUGACGCCUCUGGACAUCUCCAUCAUGACCAAUAAUGUCCCCAUCGCCAAACUGUUGCUUAAAGCUGGAGGAAAGGAGAGCCCUCACUUUGUCAGUUUGGAGAGCAGAGAUGCUCACCUCUCAGCACUGGUCCAGGAAGCCCAAAGGAGAGCCAGUGAACUGUCCAACCAGGUGAUGAGAGAAAGUCUCAGCUUGGAAACGUCUGACAAAGAAAAACAGCUCAAAGCUUGGGAGUGGCGAUGCAAACUUUACAAGCGGAUGCGCACAGGAUUCGAGCAUGCACGGCCGCCGGAGGCUCCAUUGAUGGUGCGCCUGAGUGUGACCGGCAGCACGACUCUCACUGUUAGCUUUCAGGAACCUGCCAGCAUGAAUUCAGCUGUGGUGACCAAAUACAAAGUUGAAUGGAGCUGUCUGAAGGACUUCUCUUUAUUAGCCGGAGAGCUGAUCCUUGAGAAUCUGCAGUUCCUCAAAUGCACAAUUACAGGCCUCACCAUGGGUAGACAGUACUAUGUUCAAGUCUCAGCUUACAAUAUGAAGGGUUGGGGUCCAGCACAACUCUCUCAACCUCCUUCAGCUGUUCCCUCCAACUGGAAGGACUGUGAUGGGAGAGAGAGCAGGAGGAGAGGUCACAUUGAGGCCAUGGAGAGGCUCUUACAGCAGGUUCGAGCCACACACCAGCACUACUGCUGUGGAGACACAUCAAAGUUGCAGAAUCCAAGUCGUAAACAGUCUGUGUCCCGGAGCCUGAAACACCUUUUUCAUUCCUCUACGAAAUUUGUCAAGAGUCUCAAAAGGGGAGUUUAUAUAGCGUCAGUAUUUUACCAUAAGGACAGUCUGCUAGUGACUAAUGAGGAUCAGAUCCCCAUAGUGGAGGUGGACGAUUCAUACAGCAGCUCCCUCAUGCAGGACUUUCUGUGGUUCACCAAGCUUUCUUGUAUGUGGGAGGACGUCCGGUGGCUCAGACAGAGCCUGGCAGUCUCCACCUCAUCCUCUUCCACUCUGCAGUCCAGACAGAAGAUGCUGGCGGCCGCGGGACAACUGCAGAAUCUUCUGGGCACUCACAACCUGGGUCGAGUCCAUUAUGAGCCCAUUAAAGAUCGUCACGGGAAUGUGUUGCUUGUGACGGUGAGGGAGAUGGACAGUCUUUACUCCUUCUUCAACGGGAAGUGGAUGCAGGUCUCCAAACUGCAGAGUCAGAGAAAGUCCCUGUCCACACCUGAGGAACCGUACGCCCUUGACAUCCUCCUCAUAACCAUACAGGACAUUCUGGCGUAUCAGAGACGGAGUCAGCACCGGCUGUCCUCUGGCCUUUAUCUGGGUUACCUGAAACUCAGCAGCUCUGUGGAUCAGAUCAAGGUUCUGGUUCCUCAGCGGAUGCCCAACAUGCUUUGCCACACCAAAAUACGAGACAACUGGAACGUGUCAAGGGAUGAGUGGGAAUGGCUGCAGUCACUGUCUGGCCCUGUGGAGGUGGAAAGAGCAGAUCAGGCUACAGACUGCCUCCUCUUCUCUGAGCUCCAGACAGCCAUUAAAAGUCUGCUGCACCAGAUUAAUCUACCUCUCCACCAGGCCAAGCACUUCCGUCUCUACACACACGAGGUGCUGGAGCUGGGUCACAAUGUGUCCUUUCUUCUGCUGCUGCCUGCCUCAGACGACGUCUGCUCUGCCCCGGGACAGACCAACCCCUACACCCCACACUCGGGGUUCCUCAACCUCCCUCUUCAAAUGUUUGAGCUCGUUCACUUCUGCUCGUAUAAGGAGAAAUUCAUCAGUCUUUACUGCCGGCUGUCCUCAGUGCUGGAUCUGGAUGCUCUGAUUACCCAGCAGGCUUUUAGAGAGGCCAUCACUGACUCAGAGGUGUCCACUGCCAAACAGAGGCACCAGCACAUUCUGGAUUACAUUCAGCAAUUGGACGAGAUGUGGCGAGACGUCCGCUGGAUCACCAAUGCACUGCAGUACGCCCGCUAUAAACAGCCUCUCGGUUGGGUGCCGAUCACCUGGCUAGUAGAUGUCAGCGUGGAGCCUCCUGUCCAGAAGAAUGACUCCACGUCGUCUAACACAGACUACGUGCCCACUCCCUCGCCCUCUCCAGAAAUGAGAAGAAGAAAGCCCACUAUUGAGUCCCAGCCAGGCUCGGAUGAAGAAGGCUGCUCAGAAGUUUUCCUCCCCACAGACAGCGACUAUGACUCCAGUGAUGCCCUGAGCCCUCGAGACCUGGACUUAGUUUAUUCCUCAGCCCAGGAUCUCUCUCAUCAGGCAGUGCAUGUCCUCAGCGGCAGCGCUCCCGAUGUCCUCCAAAUGCACGAUCUUAAAUACAGCGUCUGCUCCAAGUCGAUCCUGGAGACUGAAUCCUGCACAAAAGACAUGGAGGAUUUAUCCCUCUCCUCUUACUCCGUGAAGACAGCCGACAAACCGCCCCGCUCCAAGUUCCUCGCAGAUCCCCCAACAAAACGCAAGCUACUGUCCAAAAGCCAUCCUCAGAGGAGUUAUUUCGGUGGACCGCACCGCUGGCUCCGUGUACAGAGCGAAAGCCACACGCCGUCACUAUCCGAAGGUAUAUACACUAGACAGAGCGAUAUCGACCUCCCGCUGGAGACGCCACUUUCAAUACCGCACUCGCCCACUACCUCCUACAGUCUGGAUGAGUACAGGCAGCCCUACAGAGAAUCCAAACCCAACGUUCGUAGAAUAUUUGUAGAGUCAUGCAGCAAGACUUCACCCUGUAGAGAUGCACCGCAUUGGGAGGAGGAGGAGGAGAAAGGCUCGCGAGGAGCUACAGCUUCGGGGGCUCAUCCGGGAUACAGCUCAACAUCGGAAGCUCAGGACGUGGAUUCAGAUGAGCAAACUAAUGAACAAGUGUCGGAGAUCCUCAGCAGCACUCUUUAAGACAUCAUGUAGAUGUGUGGGUCUUCUCACCACUUCAGUUGCCUCCAAAACUCUCUCCAACUUGCACACUUGACCGUGAGUAAACACUUAGGCUAAUCAAUUCUUGCAUCCUCUUUGUGCCGAGGAUGAAGUUGCUGGUCAACUCAGAAAUCAUGGCUCUGACUGUUACAAUGUUCAUUAUUAAUGCAACGUGAAACAAAGCACUGCUUUUUCCUCAGAACUUGAAAUUUUCCACAGUGAAUAGAGCCCAACAGCGAGCUGACGCUUUUUUAGCAGCCCUUUGUUCUGAAUGUAUUUUUUCCCAUUUGUUUUCACUGUAGGGGUUUCAAAGGUUUUUUUUUUUUCAGACUAGCAACUUUGAAGUCAUGAACAAAGCUAAAAACAGCUCAGAAUUUUAAAAAUAUUGCAGCUUUUUGGUGAGACUGUGCAUUUAAAGUCUCUUUACUAUUAAAUGAUGUACUCAUUACUCGA
Molecule: messenger RNA, 4881 nt
Organism: Danio aesculapii
Lineage: Eukaryota; Metazoa; Chordata; Actinopteri; Cypriniformes; Danionidae
Gene: ankfn1a
Product: ankyrin repeat and fibronectin type III domain containing 1
Exons: 25
Coding region: 172-4410 (1412 amino acids)
Biological process (GO): establishment of mitotic spindle orientation; regulation of establishment of bipolar cell polarity
Cellular component (GO): spindle
Molecular function (GO): protein binding
Source: RefSeq, a predicted model, not a curated record